CUAAGAAAGGCUCAUUACAUUUGAAGCCUAAGAAACCACCACCCCACCUCUUACUUGUCGGCAACCACACGAAUGUCUGUCUCCCUUUUCGAUUUAGUACCAGAAAGUAUUGAACUUUUCAGUCCUUAAAGACGGCGACGACGACAACUGCAACGCCGCCGGCGAAGUCAAACUAUGAGUCAAGCUGAGACUGAGAAGCACAAUUGAAGAUUAGAAGCCCCACGAAUUCAGCAGCGGAGAUAAGCUGAAUUUAAGGCAUCCCCAGAAGAUCAAAUGUUGGUCCAGGAUCGGGCAGUGCCAAAAUCACCGAAAUCGCCGAAAUCCCAGAUCAGAGCUCUCCCCACGCUGCACCGGAAGCACCACCGUUUCUCCGAGGCCAAAAGCCUUGACUUUUCGACAUGGGUUUCUGAUAAUUUCUACAAAAUUGUUACAAUAUGUAUCCUGAUAUUCACCGUUGCAGCCGUCUUCUUCCUCUACAACUCCACCGACACGGCUUCUUUCCUCCGGCUCCAGUCCAAGACGCAGCAGUCUCUUGAUUCUAUCUCUCUCCCUCAAAUCAAGUGGAAUUCGAUUGCAACCAUUAGUGAUAAGUUGUCUCCUUACGCCAAUUUUCGAUCAGAGCAAUGGAUUGUGGUGUCUGUGUCGGAUUAUCCGUCUGAUUUGUUGAAGAAGAUGGUCAAGAUUAGGGGGUGGCAGGUGUUGGCAAUUGGGAAUUCUAGGACGCCCAAGGAUUGGAGCUUGAAAGGUGCCAUUUUUUUGUCUUUAGAUGAGCAAGCUAAUUUGGGGUUCCGUGUUGUGGAUUACUUACCGUAUGAUUCUUAUGUUAGGAAGAGUGUGGGUUAUUUGUUUGCUAUCCAACAUGGUGCAAAGAAGAUCUUUGAUUGUGAUGAUCGUGGGGAGGUGAUUGGUGAUGAUUUAGGGAAGCAUUUUGAUGAAGAAUUGGUGGGGAAGGGAGCUAGGCAGGAGUCUAUAUUGCAAUAUAGUCAUGAUAAUCCUAAUAGGACUGUAGUGAACCCAUAUAUCCAUUUUGGGCAAAGGUCAGUUUGGCCUAGGGGAUUGCCACUGGAGAAUGUAGGUGAAAUUGGGCAUGAGGAGUUUUACACAGAGGUCUUUGGUGGCAAGCAGUAUAUACAACAAGGGAUUUCCAAUGGGUUACCUGAUGUUGAUUCUGUGUUUUAUUUUACCAGAAAGUCGGGUUUGGAAGCAUUUGAUAUUAGAUUUGAUGAGCAUGCACCAAAAGUGGCAUUGCCACAAGGUAUGAUGGUGCCAGUGAAUUCAUUUAAUACCAUGUAUCAUUCAUCAGCAUUUUGGGCUUUGAUGCUUCCUGUUUCUGUUAGCACCAUGGCUUCUGAUGUUUUGAGGGGUUAUUGGGGACAGAGGCUUUUGUGGGAGAUUGGUGGUUAUGUUGUUGUUUACCCACCAACAAUUCAUAGGUAUGAUAGAAUUGAGGCAUAUCCAUUUUCAGAGGAGAAGGAUCUUCAUGUGAAUGUAGGCCGUUUGAUCAAAUUCCUGGUAUCAUGGAGGUCAAACAAGCAUGGGUUGUUUGACAAGAUAUUGGAAUUAAGUUAUGCUAUGGCAGAAGAGGGGUUUUGGACUGAGAAGGAUCUCAAGUUCACUGCUGCUUGGCUUCAGGACUUGCUCGCUGUGGGGUAUCAGCAGCCAAGGUUGAUGUCACUGGAAUUGGAUAGGCCACGGGCAAAUAUUGGUCAUGGUGAUCGUAGGGAAUUUGUCCCUCAAAAAUUGCCAUCUGUUCAUCUUGGAGUGGAGGAAACAGGAACAGUUAAUUACGAGAUUGGGAAUUUAAUUCGUUGGAGGAAAUAUUUUGGAAAUGUUGUGCUUAUCAUGUUUUGCAAUGGUCCAGUGGAGCGAACUGCCUUGGAGUGGAAAUUGCUUUAUGGUCGAAUAUUCAAAACUGUUAUUAUUUUAUCUGGGCAGAAAAAUUCAGAUUUAGCUGUCAAACAAGGUCGAUUGGAUCAUGUUUAUAAGUAUCUGCCCAAGAUAUUUGAUCAAUAUAGCAGUGCUGAAGGCUUUUUAUUCCUUGAAGAUGAUACUAUACUUAAUUACUGGAAUCUUCUACAAGCAGACAAGUCAAAACUUUGGAUUACUGAUAAGGUGUCCAAGUCUUGGACUACCGUAUCAACUAAUGGAAAUUCCGAGUGGUAUUUAAAACAAGCAGAAAUGGUAAAGAAAGUAAUCAGCACAAUGCCAGUCCACUUCCAAGUGAAUUAUAAAGAAGUAAUGAAGAAUGACCAGAGCUUGACAAUAUGCAGCUCCGAGAUAUUCUACAUACCUCGACACUUCACAGCUGACUUUGUUGAUCUUGUCAGUCUGGUUGGUGAUCUUGAUAUCCAUCACAAGGUUGCCAUACCCAUGUUCUUUGUAUCUAUGGAUUUGCCUCAGAAUUUUGACUCAGUGCUCAACACAAUGGUCUACAAGCAGAAAUCGCCUACUAAUUCAACACAUUAUUCUGCACAAGCGCCUGCAGUUCAUCCAUGGAACGUUUCAAGUGAACAAGAUUUCAUAAAACUAAUCAGAAUAAUGGCCGAAGGUGAUCCUCUCUUAAUGGAGUUGGUUUGAAGGUAAAAAUAGACUUCUCUGAUGCAUAAAGAAACUGCAGUAGGAGGGGGAAACGGAAACCGUGUACCACAUUGUAACUGUAAUACCAAAUUCUGUUCUUUUGUUUUCUUUUUACCUUAAUUUUUUCAUAAGGGGAGGGUUUUGCUUUUGUAACUUCUGUAGAUUUACGGUUGUUUGAUUCAUUUACUGAUAUGGGGAUUUCCCCCUAGAGAAAAUGUGUUGAUCUUGUCAUUUUGGCUCAUGAAUAUAUGAGAAAAGUGUUG
Rubroshorea leprosula is the source of this 2840-nucleotide messenger RNA. NCBI's taxonomy places the organism in Eukaryota, Viridiplantae, Streptophyta, Magnoliopsida, Malvales, Dipterocarpaceae. The record is from the annotation of a GenBank genome assembly.